This is a messenger RNA of Liolophura sinensis, 4448 nucleotides long. Its product is annotated as kelch-like protein 5. The record is from RefSeq and is a predicted model, not a curated record. Gene Ontology annotation, molecular function: protein binding. Lineage: Eukaryota; Metazoa; Mollusca; Polyplacophora; Chitonida; Chitonidae.
GAAAUCAUAUGUCUGCACUGUGAAUGACAGUUCGUACUCAGAUCGGCGGUUGUGGGCUGCGUGACUCUCGAUUACUCGGUGUAGUCUGAUGUUGCUGUGUACCUACUGAAGCAAUCAUGGCUCAGACACGGUCAAGCCCUGAAGACAGUGGUUCAGAAGACUUGUACGGGAUUGACCCCUGGCUACAGAGGGGAAUGCCCAGGGGAAGUUGCCCAUCCCUCUCCAGAAGUUGCACAUCUCUGCCAAGGAACAACAGGUACCUGGUCCACCAUACCUAUGGCAACUACAACUGUUCAAGAAUGGACGAUAUCGUAGGCGAUGAAUAUCGCUCGUUGAACCAUUGUGAACGCAUGAUGAAGAAAAUGGAAAUGUACGUGAGCAAGAAACAGUUAUGCGAUGUGAUACUGGUAGCGGGAUCCAAGCGAAUCCCAGGCCACCGGGUGGUUCUUAGUGCUGCCUCCGAUUACUUUGCGGCCAUGUUUACUAGUGAUGUGCGCGAGGCCACCAUGGAGGAGAUUCAGAUGAAGGACGUGGAUCCAGAGGCUCUGGCUGCUCUUGUCCAUUACACUUAUACAGGGCGUAUUGACCUGAGAGAAGAGACGGUAGAGAGUCUGUUGUCCACUGCCUGUUUACUUCAGCUCUCCGAAGUGGUCGAGGCUUGCUGUAUUUUCCUCAUGAAGCAACUACACCCUUCCAACUGUAUCGGGAUUCGUCAGUUUGCAGAUGCUCAGGGCUGUACAGACCUCUUCAAAGUCGCCAAUAAUUAUGUCACUGAAAACUUUGUGGAGGUGAUGCACAACCAGGAGUUUCUGAUUUUAUCAGCUGAUGAAGGCAAGCUGCUAUCCUGUGAUGAUCUCAAUGUGCCCAAUGAGGAGACAAUAUUCCAGGCACUGGUCAUGUGGGCCAAGCACGAUAUUCAGGGCCGCAAGAAGCACCUUCCCAAACUCCUUGCACACAUUAAACUACCUCUCAUGUCAUUGCAGUUUAUUGCGGACCAUGUUGAAACCAAUCCUCUUUUUCGUGAUGACAAGGAAUGUCAGUCUUUGAUAAUGGAGGCACUAAAGUACCAUCUGCUCCCUGAACGACGCUCCUCAUUCCAGAGUCCACGUACCAAGCCCCGCAAGUCUACGGUGGGAGUGUUGUAUGCUGUGGGUGGGAUGGACUGUACCAAAGGAGCUACCAGCAUAGAGAAGUAUGACCUGCGAACCAACACCUGGACCCAGGUAGCCAACAUGAAUGGGCGUCGCCUCCAGUUUGGGGUGGCUGUCCUGGAGGAAAAGCUAUAUGUGGUUGGAGGACGGGACGGCCUUAAGACCCUCAACACUGUCGAGUGUUACGACCCUAAGAAGAAAACUUGGAAUUUGAUGCCCGCCAUGUCAACACACAGGCACGGACUGGGUGUGGGGGUGCUGGAGGGACCAAUGUAUGCUGUGGGCGGUCACGAUGGGUGGUCUUACCUCAAUACUGUAGAACGCUGGGACCCGCAGGCCCGCCAGUGGAGCUACGUCGCCCCCAUGUCUACCUCCAGGAGCACUGUGGGUGUGGCGGUCUUGGGAGGAAAGCUAUACGCUGUUGGAGGCCGGGAUGGCAGUUCCUGUCUACGCUCAGUCGAGUGUUUUGACCCUCACACCAACAAAUGGACUCUGUGUACACCCAUGUCAAAGCGGCGUGGUGGGGUGGGGGUAGCCACCUGUAAUGGGUUCUUAUACGCACUUGGUGGUCAUGAUGCCCCAGCCAGUAACCCCACUUGUAGCAGAUUUGACUGUGCUGAAAGGUACGACCCUAAAACAGAUCAGUGGACUAUCAUAGCCCCGAUCAGCUCCCCCCGGGACGCUGUGGGCGUGUGCGUGUUGGGGGACAAGCUCUACGCUGUAGGGGGAUAUGAUGGGCAGCAGUACCUUAACGAUGUUGAGUGCUAUGAAGCUCUUACCAAUGAGUGGACAAAGGUGGCAGCCCUGUGCACUGGCAGAGCGGGAGCGUGUGUUGUACAUGUGCCUAAUAGUUGACUAGAGUGGGACAGACGGUCACUGUCUCUGCUCAGAAAAUGGCCGUCUGGGUUUUUCUGGCAGAAGCGGCGCGAUUCUACAACAACGCUCGUGUAGAGUAAACCUGCACACUGUGUAUAAAACACCGCUGUUUUCGUCUACUGCUGCUGCUGUUUGCUUCUGCAGUUGUGUGCUUUGUGUUUGCUCUACAGUCGCUCUCUGCCAGACUUUGCUUUUCACCUCAUGGAUUUUUACCCAGGAGUGACCUCCCCUGCCAAAGAUGACCUCUCACCAACACCUUCACAGACUUACUGACUGCUGAGCUCAUGACAUCUUUCAUUUCCUUCUGUUGUGUAGCCUUACAAGUGCAUGUGUGGCGCCUGAAUGCUGCCAUGGUACACGUGUGGUGAAUAAGGAAAUCAGGUAACCUGGCAUUAGGCAUGUCAGGUUGACCAGUUCAGUACUGAACAGACAGUGCUAGUUUUAUUGAUUGAAUUUGCUGUUGUUGUUGUAAUAAAUUGUUCAUCACUCGUGUGCUGGAGCAGAGUUCAUUGCUAUAAAGAUAGCUAGUACACAGAAUGGAGAUUCAUGUGUUUAUGUUAUGUUUUAGCUCUUAGCACAUCUCACGUUACUGAAACACAUUACGAACUGACAGCCUGGUAAUGACAUUGUCAUUUCUGAAUACAAGAGCAGCAACAUACAGUCGAUGAUGGUGAACUGUCAUGGGCUAUGCCAAGUUCCUCUGAUAGUUUUUACUCCAGUACAAUUGUUUACAUACGUGACAGGGCUCCCUUUCUUUAAGCUAGUUGAUCCAACCAGUUCGUGUGUUUCCACCUUGCAUCUUUCCACCAUACUUCGUGUAUGUUUGUUGAGUUUGUCAUGAGAUGCGAGAAGAAACAUCCCAAACAAAUUCAGAGAACAAUGGCUUUAUGCUUCCUAACAGUUCCUAAUUUGAUCAAAUUUUCUAUUGAUAGGACUGUUUCAUAAUCCGGGCCCAGAUGUUCGAAAACAGCCAGUGCUGGUAUUAACUUCUAUCUCCAUUUUAUUCCAGUUUAUUGUGAAUCAAAAUGAGUCCUGCAAUAAGAUUUAAGUGCAACUUAAUUUUUUAAUACACAUUUGAACAAAAGUGUACCAUACAGAUGAAGGUAACCUGAAAGAGGCUACAUACAUGUAAAUCAUCUGAGACAUUGAUGUCCUGAAUACAUAGAAAAUCCUAUUUUUAUGGCAAAAGGCUGCUAGAUUAUUUCUCACAUGUCAAACUCAUUGUAAGAUUGGUGCUAUUGAAACUCUAUGUUUGACUGCUGCCAACCAAUCUUACAUGCACAUUGUGUUUUUAAGAGAUGUUUAGUGGCUGUGUGGAAAGUGCGUGGUCAUAUGUACCAUAUUUGUGUACCAUUCAUGAAUAUCAGUGCCCUGUUUUGUGUAUUGUUGACAUUUUUUAUCAUGGUGAGUGUGAGGGACUAUUACAAGGAAUUCCUCUCGUUUUAUCUACAGCAAGGCUCUUCCUCUAAUAAUUUUAUCUCGGGGGGAUUUAUCAAAUUUAUCUCUCAUGUUUUACGACAGUGUAAAGUUACAAAAUGCUUCACAUUACCGUUUCUCAUUGCCUGGAUUUAUGGUGACUUAGUGUAACAAGGGUGUUCAAACUUUGUGUUGUACUGAGCCUUAGAAAAGGUAGAACAUUAAAACAUGUACAUCAACACUUGUUGAACAAGGAUAUUAACUUUAUAUUUAAACCUUACCAUUUUGAUUUACCAACAUCCAUUACUUAAUGUGGGGCCAAUGUUUUUGAGGAACAUUUGGAUUUAAUGCAGUUACAUCUUACAAACUAUUCAUGUGAUAAUUUGACUUCCUAAAUCUCUCUCAAUAUUCUUUGAUCUGAUGUACAUGUUGACUAAUUUCAUGAAAAAAUCCUUAUCACAUGUUCAAGAUUCUUUUUCAUUUAUAUGUUAUAUUCUCACGUGUUAUCACAAGGUUGGCUUCUAAAAUAUGUUAAGUGAUGUUUUUGUUGGGAAAUUUUUUGAGCACUGUCAGAAUUUUCAAGAUGAGGAAAUGGUGUCUGUUUUUAGCUGUGUGUUUAGCAGUACAAUCAUGUACAUUUUUCUGGCUGUCCCCUUUUCUACAUGGCUUUUAGGAAUCUCAGUGUUUUUCUUUUAUUAGGAAUCUCAGUGUUUUUCUUUUAUCAUGUGAUCACUUCAGUAUAAGCACACUUUGCUGUUUGACCUCGUUUGUACGUAAACUUUCCUAACUCCGUGGGUUUAAGCACUUUGUGUGGUUUCUGUAGUUUCAUCUUCUGUAGUCACUCGCACAUAAACUGAAGAUUCUGUGUUAAAUAAUGUGUGUCUGUUCAUCAGCAUCGAGUGCUUAAGUGUUCAGUCUCAUCUCUGUUAGUUUCUUAUAUAAAUAUUGUAUAUAAGAGUUGUAUUUUGAUAUACUCCACACAAAAAUAAAUCCUAUAAACAGUAA